AUGAUGAUGAUGUCCCUGAACAGCAAGCAGGCGUUCAGCAUGCCGCACGGCGGCAGCCUGCACGUGGAGCCCAAGUACUCGGCAUUGCACAGCGCCUCGCCCGGGUCCUCUGCACCCGCGGCGCCCUCCGCCAGCUCUCCUAGCAGCUCGAGCAAUGCUGGCGGCGGUGGCGGCAGUGGCGGGGGCGGUGGAGGCCGGAGCAGCAGCUCCAGUAGCAGUGGCAGCAGCGGCGGCAGCGGCGGGGGCUCCGAGGCGAUGCGGAGAGCGUGUCUUCCAACCCCACCGAGCAAUAUAUUCGGCGGGCUGGAUGAGAGUCUGCUGGCCCGCGCCGAGGCUCUGGCGGCGGUGGACAUCGUCUCCCAGAGCAAGAGCCACCACCAUCACCCGCCCCACCACAGCCCCUUCAAGCCGGACGCCACCUACCACACCAUGAAUACCAUCCCGUGCACGUCGGCUGCCUCCUCUUCGUCGGUGCCCAUCUCGCACCCGUCCGCGCUGGCGGGCACGCACCACCACCACCACCACCACCACCAUCACCACCAUCAGCCGCAUCAGGCGCUUGAGGGCGAGUUGCUGGAGCACCUGAGUCCCGGGCUAGCGCUGGGUGCCAUGGCGGGCCCCGACGGCGCCGUGGUGUCCACUCCAGCUCACGCGCCGCCCAUGGCUACCAUGAACCCCAUGCACCAAGCCGCUCUCAGCAUGGCCCACGCGCACGGGCUGCCCUCACACAUGGGCUGCAUGAGCGACGUGGACGCCGACCCCCGGGACCUGGAGGCGUUCGCCGAGCGCUUCAAGCAGCGACGCAUCAAGCUGGGGGUGACCCAGGCCGAUGUGGGCUCCGCGCUGGCCAACCUCAAGAUCCCCGGCGUGGGCUCGCUCAGCCAGAGCACCAUCUGCAGGUUCGAGUCUCUCACGUUGUCUCACAACAAUAUGAUCGCGCUCAAACCCAUCCUGCAAGCGUGGCUAGAGGAGGCGGAGAAGUCUCACCGCGAGAAGCUCACCAAGCCGGAGCUCUUCAACGGCGCGGAGAAGAAGCGCAAGCGCACGUCCAUCGCGGCGCCGGAGAAGCGCUCGCUCGAAGCCUACUUCGCCAUCCAGCCGCGGCCCUCUUCCGAGAAGAUCGCCGCCAUCGCUGAGAAGCUGGACCUUAAGAAGAACGUGGUGCGCGUCUGGUUCUGCAACCAGAGGCAGAAACAGAAAAGAAUGAAAUAUUCCGCGGGCAUUUAG
This is a messenger RNA of Balaenoptera musculus (blue whale), 1227 nucleotides long. It is a transcript of the gene POU4F2, whose product is annotated as POU class 4 homeobox 2. The record is from RefSeq and is a predicted model, not a curated record. NCBI's taxonomy places the organism in Eukaryota, Metazoa, Chordata, Mammalia, Artiodactyla, Balaenopteridae. Gene Ontology annotation, molecular function: DNA-binding transcription factor activity, RNA polymerase II-specific; RNA polymerase II cis-regulatory region sequence-specific DNA binding. The transcript is spliced from 2 exons. Gene Ontology annotation, biological process: regulation of transcription by RNA polymerase II. Bases 1 to 1227 code for a protein of 408 amino acids.